Cucumis sativus (cucumber) is the source of this 1813-nucleotide messenger RNA. RefSeq names its product glucan endo-1,3-beta-glucosidase 12. NCBI's taxonomy places the organism in Eukaryota, Viridiplantae, Streptophyta, Magnoliopsida, Cucurbitales, Cucurbitaceae. The transcript has a single exon. The record is from RefSeq and is a predicted model, not a curated record. The coding region runs from base 389 to 1537 and encodes 382 amino acids. Gene Ontology annotation, biological process: carbohydrate metabolic process. Gene Ontology annotation, molecular function: hydrolase activity, hydrolyzing O-glycosyl compounds. Gene Ontology annotation, cellular component: plasma membrane.
AAAUGAGAAAUAAAAGAAUGGAUUUAAACUUUCUUAUAUGAAAAAAUGAAAUACACAUGAAGUAUCAAUUAAUCACUUUAAGCCCUCAUUCAAAAUUUCAUUUCUUGUGUGAUGUUUUAAAAUUUCUAAUGAUCUAAUAAUUGUUGUUAAGAUUUAUUAAAAAAACUUAAAAGAAUUAAUAAAAGCCAAAUUAAGAAUAAUAAAAUAAUUAACCCUUUAAAUUUUUUUUAAAAAAAUUAUGAGGACUAAGUUUGGAAUAGCAACGGAAAUUCCCGCCAAAUCUAACUCACUCUCACAGCAACAGUGAACACUCACUCCACACAUUCCCCAAUCUAUAACUGCCAAUUCAAUCGCCGCCGAUCACUUCUCUCUCCGGCCACCUUCCGCCAUGUUGCUCCCCUCAUCCUUCCUUACCUUUUCUCUCUUUCUCUUCUUUCUCUCACUUUCCCAUCCAUCCAACUCCCUCACUACAAUCGGUGUCACCUUCUCUGCCUCCCCCAACUCCACCCACCGCCUCCACCCACCCGACUCAGUGCCCAAAGCCAUUGAUUCCCUCAAACUCACCGCCGUCAGACUCGAAGAUUCCGAUCCCAACGUAAUCCGAGCCUUCGCCUACACCAACAUCACCCUUCUCCUCACAAUCCCUAAUUCCAUGGUCUCCCCCAUCGCCGCCAAUCGCUCCGCCGCUCUCCAAUGGCUUUACAUUCAUGUCGUCCCCUUCUACCCUCGGACCAUCAUCACCACUAUCUCCGUUGGUAACAACUUUCUCGAAGCAUCUCCUGACUUAACGACGCUUCUAUUACCGGCAAUCAGAAAUGUUUACACGGCGCUCCGAAAUUUGGGGAUUCGUCAAAUUUCGGUUUCCACUACGUUUUCGUUCGUCAGUAUAAUGGCAAAUCCGUUCCCUCCUUCGGCGGCUAGGUUUCAAGAUCCUGUUUCCGAUGAUGUGAUUAGGCCUUUGCUUCAGUUUCUUCGAGACACUAAUUCGUCGUUCUUGAUCAAUAUUUACCCUUACAAUUUGUACCGAUUGAUCUCCGAAAUCCCAAUUGCGUAUGCUCUGUUUCAAAAUCACCCUUUCAAUUUCAGAGAUGAUGUGGUCACUGGUGUCCGGUACCGGAAUCUUUUUGACUCCAUGAUAGAUGCAGUGAUUAGUGCAAUGGCUGUGGCCGGACACGAGAAUGUUCAAUUGAUCGUGACGGAGACUGGAUGGCCAAGCUUUGGGACUGACCCCAGCGAGGUCGAAGCGAAUCCUGCAUACGCGGAAAUGUACCUGAAGGGGUUGGUUGCACACCUGAAAUCGGGUUUCGGAACGCCGUUGAGGAGGGAAGGAGUGAUGCAAACUUACAUAUAUCAGCUGUUUGAUGGGGAAGAAGAACAGGGAGCUCGACCUGUGCGAAAAUGGGGGCUUCUGUAUCCCAAUAUGACAAAGAAGUAUGAUGUUGUCUUCUCCAAUUCUGCCAGAAUUGGAGAGCAAAGAGCUAUUCUAACGAUUGCAGCCUGCUGUUUUGGGGUUUUCGUUCUAACGAAGUUGUGGUAAAAUCUUACACAUUUCAUUUUCAUAAAAUUUUCUUUUCGGUGCUGAAGUAGGUUAAGCUCUAAUUCCUGAUGAGUAUAACCUGCGUUUUGUGAAUUCUGUGAUUCUUGAGCCUUCUGUUGCUGUUUCUUGUUAUGGAAACUUCCCUUGAUAUUAAAGAUAGCUUUCAUCGUUUGUUUAGAUGUCAAUGGCUGUAAAUUUUCUUUUCUGAAUUUGUGUUCAGAUGAAUUACAUUCUUCCAUAGAAUAUUAUUCAAUGAAGUUUGGUUCUUAGUUUCAA